AUGCCUUUCCCGAUGAAGAUUCAACCAAUCGAUUUCAACGCACCAGAAGCAUCGACUUGCUAUGAAUCAGUCAAACCAGUCUUAAAGUCGCGAUUCAAGCGACUUUUUGAGCGGCAAUUCCAGAAUUUUCUAAGGAUAUCGGCGCCGGAGAAACCUCUGGUCGGCAAUGAAGAGGAGCAUUGCAACAAAGAUGGUUCAGAGAAGUUCGGUCCCAGCUCCGUUUGUCUGGCCAAAAUGGUUCAGAAUUUCAUUGAAGAGAGCAACGAAAAACAAUCCGUUGAAGUAAGGUGUGGUCGGAAGCGAUGCAAUUGCUUCACCGGGAAUAGCAUGGACAGUUCAGAGGACGAAUUUGACUCCACCAAUUGUUUCGGUGAAUCGAACCACACCUCAUUUGGUGAUACACGUGAAAUUCUCAAGAGUUUGGUGCCUUGUGCUACUGUUACCGAAAGAAAUCUGUUGGCAGACAUUGCGAAAAUCGUUGAGAGAAACAAGGUUUGUAAGCGUAAGGACGAUUUUUCUAGAAAGAUCGUUACAGAUGGUCUAUUAGCUUCCGGAUACGACUCUUCAAUUUGCAAAUCCCGAUGGGAUAAAUCCCCCCUUUAUCCCGCCGGGGCAUAUGACUAUGUGGAUGUGAUUAUAGAGGGCGAGAGGUUGAUAGUGGACAUUGAUUUCAGAUCAGAGUUUGAAAUUGCACGAUCAACCAAAACCUACAAAGCAAUCCUCCAAACUCUGCCUCAGAUUUUCGUCGGCAAAGCUGAUCGUCUUCAGAAGAUCAUAUGUAUCGUAUCGGAGGCAGCGAAACAGAGCCUGCAGAAGAAGGGAAUUCACGUCCCUCCUUGGCGAAAAGCUGAGUACGUCAAAGCCAAAUGGCUGUCUCCCUGUACUCGAAUCACACCAGAACCAACUCUUGCACCCACAUCUGAGAACACUCCCCACGAAACUGACAUCAAAUCUGAAAAGGAAGAGGCUUUGACGCGUAAGAAAAGCUCCUGCGGCGAUUUUGUGCUGAUCUUUGGAGAGAAGAGCUCUCCGGCUGAGACUGAUAAUGGUGAAGCUGUUUUUACUUUGUCAGAUAGCUCUGUUGAGGAAGACAAUCCGGUGGUGGUGAAGCAAUGGGAGCCUCCUGAGAUUAAACCCAGGUCUUCUUCACAAAUUAGAGUCAAGAUGGUCACUGGUUUAGCUUCUGUUAUAGAAGACAACCCAUAA
This is a messenger RNA of Ilex paraguariensis (yerba mate), 1206 nucleotides long. NCBI's taxonomy places the organism in Eukaryota, Viridiplantae, Streptophyta, Magnoliopsida, Aquifoliales, Aquifoliaceae. The record is from the annotation of a GenBank genome assembly.